AUGCGGCCGAGCAUUCUGCUGGUGCUCUUUGAUGAUUUACGCACCAUGAACUCGUCGGCACUUCCGCUACAGAUGCCUCGGCUCGACGCCAUCGCGCGGGAGGGUACGACGUAUACUUUAGCCGUAGCAAAUUACCCGGUCUGCGCGCCCUCGCGGACGAUGCUGCUGACGGGCCGGCUCCUACCACACUGGUACGAAGCGCGGACGGUAGAAGCGCUCUCCGGUAAAACGCUGCCGCACUAUUUUCGUGAAAGCGGCUACUCUACCUAUUCAGCAGGGAAAGUGUUCGACGGUUUACUUGGGGGCUCCUGGACCGCCGCGCUGCCCUUUGAUGAAAGACGCACGAAGUGUCGUGAUGCAAGGUCCGAGAGACGGAACGAGCCCGUCUGUGCACCUGUUGUUGGCACAGUAGACGAGCAUUCGUCCAAGUGGCUCUCCCAGAGAUUACGCUCCCAUAAGACGGGCCCGUUCCUUGCCGCGCUUGGGUUAAGACGGCCGCAUACGCCCUGGGAGUACGCUCAACGUCAUUACGAGGAGAAGCCGCUACCACCCUCUCCAAAUUUCCCGCACGACGCGCCUCGUGUCUCGUGGAGUGACAAUUUUGGCCGCGUGGCGAAGCGGCGCGGCAAUAAGGGAAAGUGCCCUACACCUCAUACGGUGCUUGCGCCGCGCCUCGCCCGCCGGUUCCGCGCGGCCUACGCGGCAGCUUGCACGACCGCCGAUGCGUAUCUGGGCCGCGUCCUCGACGCGGCCGAACGACCGAAUCUCAUCGUGGCCGUGACGGCGGACCACGGCAUGCACCUAGGAGACCACGGCAUCUGGUCGAAGCAGACGCUGUUCGACUACUCGCUGCGCGUGCCGCUCAUCCUCAAAGGCCCGGGCGUGCCCCGACGCACUGUGGUGGAAACGCCCGUCGAGACGGCGCGGCUCUUCGCCACGUUAACGGCGCUGGCCGGUCUUAAGACGCCACCAGGCAUUGAGCCACAACUGCCGCCGUUCGGCCCGCACCAACCCGCGCGGUCCGUCUACACGCGCUUGUGUCGGGACUUCGAGUCGGACCGCUACGCGACCUGCCGUCACGACCGGAACGCCUGGCCGCGCGUCGUCGAGUGCGCUGCCUCGGAACGGGUCUGGGGCCGGACACUGCGAACACGAAGACACCGAUACACGGAGUAUACGACGUCCGACGGCCGUUUUGUGAGUGCCCAGCUCUACGCCUACGCGGGCUCGGAUCUGGAUGCGGCGGCGUCUGGGGAGCGGCGGAACCUCGCGGUCGGGGCGGAUCUCGCGGUGUGGCGCGCGCGGCUCCGGCGCGCGUUCAACGCGUCGUCCGACGCGCGGCGCCGACUCGCGGCGCGACCGGCCGCUUGCGACAAAGGACGGGAAGGGCCGCUGCUCAUCUCCGUGCUCUUCUUCGAGCGCCAGAGCUACGUCGACGGCGCGCUGCGCAACCUGCUCGCCUUCACCCGCCCGACGACGAGCAUCGUCGUCCACCUCGCCGCCGACUCGGACGCCCGACUCCGGAACGCGAGCCGGAUCGUCGUCAACCCCGAGCGCGCGGCCAUGUGCAGCGGCUGCGGCAUGGUGACGCGGCAGCACGCGUCAAAUAUCCGCUUCGCCGCGGCGAUCGGCGUCGCGUUCGAUCAUGUUAUGCUCCUCGCGAGCUCGAGCCGUUUGUUUGUCGGUGGCGGCGUCCUUGAAAUGUAUGUGGCGACGCACCACUUCUCGGCAAUCGCUGAACGGGCGAAGAGCGUGCGUGAGUUGAGGAAACAUCAAGAGUUCGCGGGCUGGGCGGGCGCCUGGUGGUCCUCUAUCUCCAACGGGUCUCAAAGACAUCUGAGUUUUGCGCAGCACGAGGGGAGCUUUUAUCCGAGGGCCGCUGCAUUGGAAUUUGCGGACUGGGUCCUCCAAGACGGCGUCCUGGGGGACGUAUCCAAAGCCGCCGCCAUCAGGGUCAUACCACAUAAAGGCCAGGCGGUCGAGGAGCUUUUGUGGCCGACGUUCGUCACAAAUCGCGACCUCGGCUACGUUGAGAAGUGCGCCGGUCGUGUAUACGAGGCGCACGGCCGCCAAAACUACGGGCCCCCGGCGACGACCGACGCCGCGCUCUUCGCGCGCAUUAUUCAACUGCGCCUCGGCCGCGACGUCGAUCGAUGUCCUACUCCUAUCGCGUUCAAGAAGUGGAACUGCGGCGAGUGCAUGCUUCAUCGUGCGGACCCCGGUCUUCAUCGAACGCAGCGCACGCGCCCGGCGGCCAAGGCGGCCAGGCUCGCGCUCCUCGGAUCUGUAGAUCCCCUCAGAUCCGUCGAUCCCCUGGCGCGCUGCCCCAGGGCGUGCCCCGCGGCGACGGCGCUGCUCAACUGCCUCGCCGCGCUCGACGCGUCGCUCGCGGACGCGAGCGCGGCGCGCCGUGAUGUUGAGGGUCGGCGGGGUCUCGCCGACUGCGCGCGGCGCGCGGGCGCGGGGAUGAACCACGGCGCGGCGCUCGCGCAGACGCCGCUCGUCGCGUGCGGCGGCGACGAUCCGCCGCCGAUGGAACGCCCGCUCGCCGUUCACGAGCCGCCCAAACGCGUUCAUGAUGGUGGCACGUCAGUAGACAGACAAGAAGCUCGCCGUCGCAAAAAGCCUCGGCCGACAAGCGCGAGACCAUCGCCGACCGCGCCAUCCGCCGUCCGGCCCGCGGCCGGCGCAGCCUGUGGUGAUGUCAUAACCUUGUAUGUUUCGAUACAUGAAUAA
Molecule: messenger RNA, 2736 nt
Organism: Pelagomonas calceolata
Lineage: Eukaryota; Pelagophyceae; Pelagomonadales; Pelagomonadaceae
Source: the annotation of a GenBank genome assembly